GCAGAAGUAACAAGCGUUCUUCCCCGUGCGCUCCUAGCCUUCACAUAGACACACCUGCGUGAGAAGCAGAGGGGAGGAAAGACACAGGCCCAGAGGCCCUGCACUUUGUGCGGUGUGGGGGGAAGGCCCAGGUCCCUGCCUGUCUCAGGGAAUCCACAAUGAAUCAAGAAGCGGCUUUUAGGCACCUGCUCCUGAUGCUGCAAUUGGUGAUGCUCCCAGCGGUCACUCCUGUAAGAGAAGUGGUGUUGGGGAAGGCAGGAGAUGCAGUGGAGCUGCCCUGCCAAACUUCCCAGAAGAAGAACAUACACUUCAACUGGAGAGAUUCUUCCAUGGUCCAGAUUCUGGGAAAUCAGGGCUCCUUCUGGACUGUAGGCAGCUCCAGGCUGAAGCAUCGUGUUGAAUCGAAAAAAAACCUGUGGGACCAAGGAUCCUUUCCUCUGGUCAUCAAGGAUCUCGAAGUUGCUGACUCAGGGAUUUACUUCUGUGACACAGACAAGAGGCAAGAGGUGGAAUUGCUGGUGUUCAACUUGACUGCCAAGUGGGACUCUGGCAGCAGCAGUGGCAGCAGCAAUAUCCGCCUGCUGCAAGGGCAGCAGCUGACCCUGACCCUGGAAAACCCCUCAGGGAGUAGCCCUUCAGUGCAAUGGAAAGGUCCAGGGAACAAAAGCAAGCAUGGUGGCCAAAACCUUUCACUGUCCUGGCCGGAGCUGCAGGACGGUGGCACCUGGACAUGUAUCAUCUCCCAGAGCCAGAAGACAGUGGAGUUCAACAUAAACGUCUUGGUGCUGGCUUUCCAGAAGGUCUCUAACACAUUCUAUGCAAGAGAAGGGGACCAGGUGGAGUUCUCCUUCCCACUUAGCUUCGAAGAUGAAAACCUGGUCGGGGAACUGAGGUGGCAGGCACAGGGGGCCUCCUCGUCCUUGCUCUGGAUCUCCUUCACCUUAGAGAACAGGAAGCUGUCUAUGAAAGAGGCCCAUGCCCCCCUCAAACUUCAGAUGAAGGAAUCGCUCCCACUCCGCUUUACCUUGCCCCAAGUUUUGUCUCGGUAUGCUGGUUCUGGAAUCCUGACCCUGAAUCUUGCCAAGGGGACGUUGUACCAGGAAGUGAACCUCGUGGUAAUGAGAGCAAAUAGUUCUCAGAACAAUCUGACCUGUGAGGUGCUGGGACCCACCUCCCCUGAGCUGACACUGAGCUUGAAUCUGAAAGAGCAGGCUGCCAAGGUCUCAAAGCAGCAGAAGCUGGUAUGGGUGGUGGAUCCUGAGGGGGGAACGUGGCAGUGUCUCCUGAGUGACAAGGACAAAGUCCUGCUGGCAUCCAGCCUCAAUGUUUCAUCCCCAGUGGUCAUCAAGUCCUGGCCAAAGUUCUUGGCUAUCACGCUGGGCGGGAUCUUAGGCCUUCUGCUUCUAAUUGGGCUUUGCGUCUUCUGCUGUGUUAAGUGCUGGCGCCGCAGGCGCCAGGCAGAGCGGAUGUCUCAGAUCAAGAGACUCCUCAGUGAGAAGAAGACCUGCCAAUGCUCCCACCGGAUCCAGAAGACAUGUAGUCUCAUUUGAGGCGCGGGGCCAGGUGGAGCUUCCGGCUUGCAAGCUCACCGGCUGUCCUCCCCUGCCUUUCCUGCUGGGCUCCUGGGCCUGCGGACCAGAUGAAUGUAGCAGACCC
This is a messenger RNA of Canis lupus familiaris (dog), 1656 nucleotides long. RefSeq names its product CD4 molecule (gene CD4). Gene Ontology annotation, molecular function: coreceptor activity; MHC class II protein binding; protein tyrosine kinase binding. NCBI's taxonomy places the organism in Eukaryota, Metazoa, Chordata, Mammalia, Carnivora, Canidae. Gene Ontology annotation, cellular component: external side of plasma membrane; membrane raft. The record is from RefSeq and is marked provisional. Gene Ontology annotation, biological process: T cell activation; cell adhesion; immune response.